Molecule: messenger RNA, 522 nt
Organism: Aphanomyces astaci
Lineage: Eukaryota; Oomycota; Saprolegniomycetes; Saprolegniales; Verrucalvaceae
Exons: 2
Coding region: 1-522 (173 amino acids)
Biological process (GO): proteolysis
Molecular function (GO): metalloendopeptidase activity
Source: RefSeq, a predicted model, not a curated record
AUGGUCAAAGUCCUCAUCUCCCUCAGCGUGUUCGCCUGUGCAGCUACGGCUGGCUCCGUCACGGAACUCGUCGAGUCUGUGACCAAGUUCAACGGCUACUCCAUCAACCCCUGCGACGACUUUUACCAAUAUGCGUGUGGGGCGUGGCACAAGGAGGCUGUGAUACUAGUACCCCCGGACAUACACCGAAUUGAUAGGUCGUUGAACAAGUUAGACAUCCAAAACGAAGCCGUAUUGACGAAGAUUUUCUCUGACAACAAGACCAAGCGAGAAAACCAAGCUUGCCGCGAGAAGAAAGCUCACGUGCGCUUAGCGAAGUUUGCGCUUGGCGAUUUUGUGCUGUUGGGAAAAAUCAUCAAGUUCCCCAACAAGUUGGCACUCAACUGGAAAGGUCCGUACCGCAUAUCGCAGGUGGACUCGGACUAUGUAAUGGAAGUCCAACAGCCUGUGGAGCCGUUUCGGACGACGGUCCACCAUGCCAGCCGGCUGAAGCUUUCAGCAAAGCUGCAUUGGUUCAGCUAG